CCUGUGGCCACCCACCUAUCUUGUACUUGUUGGUCAAAUUGAGCAAGCAAAUUGGUUCUUUGAAACUUCCUCGAGUCUGCACAAUCAAGCUUAUUUACAAAACUCAUCGGUUGCUUUGAGGCCUUCAAUCCCAUCAUGUCUACGCCUGUUCCAUUCUCUGAGCCCCCAUGGCUCCUUGGUUUACCCUCCCCAAUCUUCAAGGAGACCCAUCGCAAAUGGCAAGCCAACGUCAGGGCGUUCGUAGACAAGAACCUUGUCAAGGACGCGUUGGAAUGGGAAAAAGCCGAAGCAGUCCCGCCCCAUGUCUUUGAGACCUUUGCAAGGGCCAACAUGCUCAUCCCGUGCCUUCCGGCGCCGCUGCCCGUGGCGUGGCUCAAGAGGCUGGGAAUCCACGAGUUGUUGGGCGGACUCAAGGUCGAGGACUUUGACUAUCUGCACGGGCUCAUCUACUUCGACGAGGUGGCCAGAUCGGGUAUCACUGGCCCGGGCUCGAGCCUGACCACCGGCAUGUCCUUUGGCGUGCCACCUAUUAUCAAGUUCGGCGACCAGCAGCUGCAGGAACGGUUCCUGCCCCAGCUUCUCAGGGGUGAGAAGAGGAGCUGCAUUGCCAUCACGGAGCCUGAUGCUGGCAGCGACGUCGCGGGCAUCACGACGACGGCUGUGAAGAGCGCGGAUGGCAAGAGUUACAUCAUCAAUGGCAACAAGAAGUGGAUCACAAACGGCAUUUGGACGGACUGGGCGAGCAUGGCGGUCAGGACAGGUCCUGAAGGCUCAGGAGCCGCGGGCCUCUCCAUGUUGGUGGUCCCACUCAAGGGCCAACCCGGCGUGACGAUGCGUCACCUCAAAGUGGGCGGUUCAGCAAGCGCGGGGACUACAUACAUCGAGCUGGACGAUGUCAAAGUCCCAGUAGAGAACUUGAUCGGCAAGGAGGGAAUGGGAAUGAAAUACGUCAUGACCAACUUCAACCACGAAAGACUCUCCAUCGCCGUCGGCGUAACCCGAUCGGCCCGAGUGGCCUUGUCUGCGGCGUUCGAGUACGUCCUCAAGCGUGAGGCGUUCAGGCAGCCCCUCAUGAACCAGCCGGUAGUCCGGCACCGCCUCGCCAAAGCCGGGGCCCUUCUGGAAUCACAAUGGGCCUGGGUUGAGCAGUUUGCGUACCAGCUGACUCAGAUGCCCAAGGAGGACGGUGACCGGGAGCUGGGCGGCCUCACAGGCCUGCUGAAAGCCCAGGCGGGGCUUGUCCUCAUGGAGUGUGCCGACACGGCCAUGCUGCUCUUUGGAGGCAACGGGUACACGAGAUCCGGACAGGGUGAACUGAUUGAAAUGAUCUGGCGAGACGUGCCCGCUGCGAGAAUUCCCGGUGGUUCUGAGGAUGUCUUGUUGGAUCUUUCCAUACGGCAGUUGGUCAAACUGUACAAGGCCAAGACAAAGGCUUUGGGGAGCAGUAAGCUUUGAGGGCGGGCGUUGCAUGCCGAAUCGGGGCGAGGAGGAGAACCUCGUACUGUAGUGCUGUACCAGCUUACUGCUCGGCCCGUCCACUUUAGCGGCAAGGAAUGGGGGUGUCUCAUCAAGCUAGCCAGUAGCCGGUGUAUGAAGGUGUAUUAGUCCGUUGAUCCCGCCUGCCCAGAAUAUCCCAAACGCCUGCUAUGCCGGGACCUGCAAGUAUGAAGAUGCAAAGAAAGUAACACGAGACAGAAUCCUUUGGAGACGAAUGCCACAACAGCUCAGAUCCAGACUUCAUUGUCGGCUCGGUUCACCUCCAGGUGCUUGUAGAUGGCGUCGUAGUCCUUGCAGACGUGCUUGGCGUCCCAGCCGUCUGAUCCGAUGAAGCCCUCUGGAAAGGUGGUCUGCUGGCCCUCGAGCGCCGUGUCGCCGCAGCACAUGAUGGUCUGGCGCAGGUACUCGAAGCAGUGGGGCAGGUGGCCUUGCAUCUGCUCGGGUAUCAGACUCGGGUCCGAGAUGAGCCCUGAGUAGACCUGGGCAAUGUUGUAGAGGCAGUGGAGCUGGUGAGUGACGCUGGUGGUAUAGACGGUAUUGUCUAUGCCCGGGCCCUCGAGCGGACGCGGCGGCAGGUUGUCGUAGCUGGAAGGGUCAUGAACCUCGACAUAGCCCAGGCCUUUCGGGACGAUGCUCAGCCACUUCUGCCUCACCUCCUCGGUGAAGAACUCGGUUCCGUUCUCCGGAACGAACCCGAGGUCAGGGACGAAAGUUUUGAUCUGCUGGGAGACUAAUAAACACCAUGUCAGUCAGCGAUGUGGUGAUGGUGCCACGGGCCACGGGCCACUCACCCCGAGGCGCGAACCCAGAGAUAUCACCAUUGCCCUCGAAGUGGCCGUGCUUGUCGUUUUGGUAACGACGAUCGAGGAGCAGGAAAAGGAUCACGAGCAGGAGCAGGGUGUUCAGCACACCCUGGCAUGAGAAGACAGCGGCGCGGCCUCGUUGCCAUCUGCUCUGCCUCGGGCGGCCAGCUUCACGCAACUCUUCCCAGCUCUUCUCUCCGUGGCCCAUCAACGACUCGCCCGCAUCAGUGCUUGCGUCGUCUGUCACAGCAUCGUGAUUGGAGCCACCAAUAUUGGAGUACUCUGGAUGCUUCGCAGUCAUUGUGGGCAGCGGCCGGCUUUUCUCUAUGUGGCCAAGUCCUGGAAGAGGACGAAGACUAAUUCGGGAUACACUGGAAUAUAGGGCGAGAAGGGAUGAUUCGUCCAAAGAAAAGUUUCUUGGUAUGGCGUCGAUUGUCUAUAUGUCAGGACCUCGGAUGGCGGCAGGCGGUUUCUAGUGGGAGCUGAUGGAUGUCUGGCGCAGCACAGCAAAACAACUCAUAGAUAGUAGUUAGGCAGGAGAUGAUGCAAGAGAUUUUACAGAUUUAGACUCAAUCUAGAGAACAUUUACGACGGAUGUCGGGGUCUUUCGUUCUGGUAUUUU
Diaporthe batatas is the source of this 2922-nucleotide messenger RNA. RefSeq lists its product as uncharacterized. Lineage: Eukaryota; Fungi; Ascomycota; Sordariomycetes; Diaporthales; Diaporthaceae. The record is from RefSeq and is a predicted model, not a curated record. The transcript has 4 exons. The coding region runs from base 136 to 1455 and encodes 439 amino acids. Gene Ontology annotation, molecular function: flavin adenine dinucleotide binding; acyl-CoA dehydrogenase activity.